This is a messenger RNA of Theobroma umbraticum, 3651 nucleotides long. The record is from RefSeq and is a predicted model, not a curated record. Lineage: Eukaryota; Viridiplantae; Streptophyta; Magnoliopsida; Malvales; Malvaceae.
AUGAAAGAGUCUUCUCCAUCUCGUCUUCGCAAGAACUGCCCAAACCCACCAAGAAAACUCAAGCUUGUGUGCAGUUUCAAUGGCGCAUUCCACCCCAGACCUCCUUCUGGAAAGCUUCGUUAUACUGGUGGCGAGACUCGUAUUAUAUCCGUUGAUAGAAACAUAGGGUUCUUGAAACUUCGGGCGAAGAUCGUGGACCUUUGUCCAAACGUAAUGUUUUCAUUGAAGUACCAGGUGGCUGUUGCUGACGUGGAUGUGCACAUGGGUUUGGUCGUAAUAGAAUCGGACGAGGAUGUCAAGUGCAUGGUGGAACAGUACGAGAAGCUGGAGUCGUACGGUAAGAGAGCAAGGCUUUGGGUUUUUGUUUGUAGUAAUGGGCUUGAAGGGCAUUUUUAUAAGGGUCAGGUUGGUGAUAAAGUGACAAAGAAUGUGGGGAAUGGUGGCAAUGGUUUAAGGUACGGUGAUGAUUCUUUAAGAAAAAUGGUUUUGAAACAGCAGUUAUUGGCUAAACAUUCGGGUGGAAUUAGUGGAAUUCAGGGUGUUUCGGGUUCCAGUGUUAAUGAGAGUGGAAGGGGAUUAGAAUCUUGUGGUAAGAAUCAAAAGUUAGAUCACCCACUUAUCGAUUUAGGGUCUGAGGAACGAAGAGUUUUUCUGAGUGAAGAAGACCCAUGUGAAACAAACUUGUUAGAUUGUGAAAUGAGAAAUUUGGGGUCUCAGAUGUGUCCAUUGAAACCUAGGGAUGGAAAUCUGCGUAUGGAAAAUAAUUGUUCAAUGCAAUUUCUGCCAGGGCAAUCAGGUGGUGCUCUGUGUAAUGGACUUGGGGUUUCAGGUCAGCCUGAUGCAGCAUCACAGGGUUUAAAGCAACCAAAUAAUUCUGCUGUGAUUUCAAUGUGUAAUGGUUUUGAUGCUAAGCAUGAUUUAAGGAAUAGUGAGCAAGGGUCAUUGAGUAAUUUUAAUACAGAGAACAUCAUGCCAUGGGCUGCUAAUUCUAAUCCAGUGAACACUCAUUUGGAGCCAGUAUAUUUCAACAACCAAUGGGCUGGAAGCCCCCAUAAUAUAAAAGCCAGAGAGGCCGCGUGGGGUUCUCAGAAUGUGUUCCGGAACCAUAAGUUCAGCAAGAAUGGUAUCAGUAAUCAGGGGACGCAUCCAUACUAUUUCCAGAAUCAUAGGAGUAACCUGUUGGGGUUAAGGAACCAUCGAAUUGUUAAACUGGAUGGAAGGCUCUCAAGCGGAAAAUUCUAUCUUGAGCUAAAACCAAAUUCCAACAUCUCAGAGCAAGGGCAUUUUAUGAGGUCAUGCUGCUCAAGUUUGUGGAAGCCUUGGCCUGGUCUUCCUGAGCCUGCCUCAUUAGAGGUGGCAAGCAUGAUGAAUCCUGGUUUUAGUGAUCCUGAUUUUCGAUAUGGAAAUUCAAAUCCCAAGGCAUGUCAUUUAGCUUAUUACGGUGCAUGGGCUGGUGUAGGUAGUCAAUUUCUAUUUACCAAUAAUGAUAGUAAUGGUCCAACUGCUGGUAUAAAUAUGAUGCAUGCCAAACAAUAUCUCAUGGUUGGACCGAAUCAUGGGCUUGAAGUUCCCUAUCAGACUCCCUUUGAGAAUUGCCAUGCAGCACCCAUAUUUUUUGAACCAAUUCACUGCAAUCUUCAGAGCAGCCGAUCGGCUGCUGAUUCACAAGAUGUCAGUACAAACUCUGCCUUGUCAAAUGAUAUGGGCUAUAGCAAUGGAACAGAAUUCGUGUGCAAUACCCAGUUGUCUGAUGCAGAAGCAUGUAAGAAUGUAAAAAGCAACUACAAGGAUGGCGAUGGCACUCAUAAUUUGCAAGGUGAAGUUGCAUCUUCAGUUGAUCUUUUGUGUAACCUCUCAUUGUCAUCAUCCAAAGGAGUGCACCCGCAUGCCCAUUCCUCUCAUGGUAGCGACAAUGUUUCUGACUCCUUGAUCACGCCUCAAUCAAAGCCUUUAGAUCUCACGGAUGAAGUGCAGAUCGACGAAGACCCUCAAGCUGGUCAAUCAAGUGGAAACGGAUCUAAUCCUUCCCCCAAGAACAUGGAUGGCUUGGAAAAGGAUCACAUCCAAGGAGAAGCAAUGCAACAUGACCUUCCAUCUGAUUUAAAAAUUGAUGAAAAGAAAGAAGCUAACGAAGGUACAAAAUGCUCUAAGGUGAUUGGUAGAAUCUCAAGUGGCCUGACUGCAUUUUUUACUCAUCUUGCUACCAGAGAGCUUCAAACUAUUAAGAGUUCAGACCUGGAAUACAUAAAAGAACUUGGUGCGGGUGCAUAUGGAACUGUCUUCUAUGGAAAAUGGAAGGGGUCUGAUGUUGCAAUUAAGAGGCUAAAGCCAAGUUGCUUCUCUGAAGGUUCAGUGGAGGAGGAGCGAUUGGUUGCUGACUUUUGGAGGGAAGCAUAUAUUCUGGGUCAGCUUCACCAUCCAAAUAUAGUGGCAUUCUAUGGUGUAGUUACAGAUGGCCCUUUGACGAGUUUGGCUACAGUUGCAGAGUACAUGGUGAAUGGCUCCUUGAAACAAGUUCUGAGAAGAAAAGAUCGCACUAUUGAUCGCCGAAAGAGGUUAAUAAUAGCCAUGGAUGCAGCCUUUGGAAUGGAAUAUCUACAUGAGAAGAACAUUGUUCAUUUUGAUUUAAAAUCUCAUAACUUCCUUGUUAAUAUGCGGGAUCCUCACCGACCAGUGUGCAAGAUUGGUGAUCUAGGCUUAUCAAAAAUUAAACAGAAGACACUCAUCUCUGGUGGAGUUCGAGGAACUAUUCCAUGGAUGGCACCAGAGCUUCUGAACACAAAGAACAACUUGGUAACAGAGAAGGUUGAUGUGUACUCAUUUGGAAUAGUCAUGUGGGAACUCUUAACUGGAGAGGAACCUUAUGCUGAUUUGCACUCAGAGGAAAUAAUAGCUGGUAUAAUCAAGGGCACUCUCCGACCUAAAAUCCCUAACUGGUGUGACCCAGCAUGGAGAUCAUUGAUGGAGAGGUGCUGGUCAAUUGAUCAUGACUCAAGGCCUGCCUUCUCAGAGAUCGCCAAAGAGUUGCAUAACAUGUCAGCAGCCAUGAAAAUUAAGUGAUUACAGCAAGGUUGAGCCACAGGGCAAACUAUUGGUGUUUUGCUCCUUAUGGUAAAUAGGUAGAGUUGCCAAGAACAUGGCAGAGUGAGAUGCAAUUAGUUUGCCAUCCACUGUCAUGUCUCGUGUGAUGAUAACCCUUUCUGUAGGGAUUCUCGAGCCAGGUGAAAUUUAUUUUUGCAGUCACCGGCGUGUUAACAUAGCAAGUGUAUGUACAAGCUGAGUUUAGAAAGUAGAGCUUCUGUAGUUCAGAUUGAAGGGUAACCUUUUAACGACGGAACAGGGCAAGGCCUUAGAUAGCUUGCAAUAUAUAUUUUUUUUUGUCAAGGCUAGAGAUGGCAAUGCACUGUUUACAGAGACCAGGUCGUUGAGCUAUUUUCUUCUAGUGUCUCAAGGAUUUUGUUUUCAUUCCCUUUUUCUUGUAUUAAUCGUGAUUUUCUUUAAGUGUUUCCUUAAUAACAGUUUGAUGUCGAAAUAGAAGUGCAAUCAUUAUGUUGUGUGUUUUGAGGUGGAUAAAUCCUGAUGGUAUGAAGUUCAUUGCCAUCUUGAUUCAAGGUUCCCUCUAGCAAGGAACUCUGAAAGGAUAACGUGACA